This is a messenger RNA of Cuscuta epithymum, 4137 nucleotides long. NCBI's taxonomy places the organism in Eukaryota, Viridiplantae, Streptophyta, Magnoliopsida, Solanales, Convolvulaceae. The record is from the annotation of a GenBank genome assembly.
CUUUAAUGGAAUGAGAACUUCCUCAAGCUCAUCCUUCUGUUGUAGUUCGAGAAUUUGAUCUGAAAGCUCAACUGUUGGAUCUCUGCAGUCUUGAUGAAACAGAUUUGAGUUGAAAUGUCGUCUUCCAGGCCUAGUCAGUCUUCUAGCAAUUCAGCAAAAUCAAAACGCAGUGCUAGGAUCAUAGAACAGACAACCAUAGAUGCUAAGCUCCAUGCUGAGUUUGAGGAAUCAGGUGAUUCCUUUGAUUACUCAAGCUCAAUCCGAGCCACAGGCAUGAAAACCGAAGAGCAGAAACCGAGGUCUGACAAAGUAACCACAUCCUAUCUCCAUCAAAUCCAAAAAACCAAAUUCAUCCAGCCAUUCGGCUGUUUGUUAGCUCUGGAUGAAAAAACAUUAAAAGUCAUAGCAUUCAGUGGAAAUGCUCCUGACAUGCUAACAGUGGUCAACCACGCUGUUCCGAGCGUUGGGGACCAUUCUGUUCUCGGUAUUGGAACUGAUUUCAGAACCGUUUUUACUGGUCCGAGUGGAACUGCAUUGCAGAAGGCCUUGGGAUUUGGAGAGGUUGCUCUGUUGAAUCCCAUCUUAGUCCACUGCAAAACUUCCGGGAAGCCAUUUUAUGCAAUUGUCCAUAGGGUGACUGGUGGUCUGAUAGUUGACUUUGAGCCGGUGAAACCUUACAAAGCACCAAUGACUGCUGCAGGAGCUCUGCAAUCAUACAAGCUUGCCGCAAAAGCCAUUGCGCGGUUGCAGUCCUUGCCAAGUGGCAGCAUGGCAAAACUGUGUGACACUAUGGUCCAAGAAGUGUUUGAGCUAACAGGGUAUGAUAGGGUGAUGGCUUAUAAGUUUCACGAUGACGAUCACGGAGAGGUUGUUUCCGAGAUAGCCAAACCUGGGCUUGACCCUUAUUUGGGUCUGCAUUAUCCAGCAACCGAUAUCCCUCAAGCUGCACGGUUUCUUUUCAUGAAGAAUAAGGUCCGUAUGAUAUGUGAUUCCCAAGCAAAACUUGUGAGGGUGGUUCAAGAUGAGAAGCUAUCAUCUGAUUUAACACUGUGUGGGUCCACGCUUCGGGCACCCCACGCUUGCCAUUUACAGUACAUGGAGAACAUGAGCUGCAUAGCAUCUCUGGUAAUGGCAGUAGUGGUAAAUGAGGGUGACGAAGAAGGUGAGGAGGGGCAAAAGAGGAAAAGGCUAUGGGGGUUGGUGGUGUGUCACAACACAACUCCGAGGUUUAUCCCUUUUCCACUUCGGUAUGCAUGCGAGUUUCUUGCCCAGGUGUUUUCCAUUCAUGUAAACAAAGAAAUAGAGUUGGAAAUGCAGAUUGUAGAGAAGAGCAUUUUACGCACCCAAACACUCCUUUGUGACAUGUUGCUUAGGGACGCGGCAUUAGGCAUUGUGUCUCAGAGUCCCAAUAUGAUGGAUCUUGUGAAGUGUGACGGUGCUGUUCUGCUGUAUAAGAGUAAGAUACACAGAUUGGGAGUCACUCCUACUGAUUUCCAGUUAAAUGAUAUUCUCUCUUGGCUUUCAGAGUACCAUGUGGACUCCACCGGCCUUAGCACAGAUAGCCUCUAUGAAGCCGGUUUCCCAGGGGCGGUUUAUCUUAGUGAUGCAAUAUGUGGGAUGGCUUCUGUCAGGUUAUCUGAAAAAGAUUGGCUUUUCUGGUUCCGGUCCCAAAAAGUGUCUGAAAUUUUCUGGGGCGGUGCAAAACAUGAACCGGGCGAGAAAGAUGGUGGGAAGAAAAUGCAUCCGAGAUCAUCGUUUAAAGCGUUUCUUGAAGUUGUUAAAAUGAGGAGUUCGCCUUGGAAGGACUACGAGAUGGACGGCAUUCAUUCUUUGCAGCUAAUAAUGAGAAACGCUUUCUUCAAGGAGGAGGUGGAGGGUAUGGAUGGGAUUGGGAUCCACACAAGACUUAGUGACCUGAUGAUUGAGGGGAGGGGGGAACUUGAAGCUUUGACGGGUGAGAUGGUUCGUCUCAUUGAGACGGCCACCGUGCCGAUCUUGGCUGUUUGCGUAGAUGGCCUGGUGAAUGGGUGGAACAAGAAAAUUGCCGAGUUGACCGGCUUAACGGUUGAUGCAGCGAUUGGGAAGGACUUGCUGACACUCGUGGAAGACUCUUCAGCUCAUGCAGUUGAAAAGAUGUUGAGUUUGGCAUUAGAGGGGAGAGAACAAAACAAUGUGCAGUUCGAGAUAAGAACAUAUGGGGAAAUGUCAGAAUAUGGUCCGAUCAGCUUAAUUGUGAACACCUGUACUAGCAGGGAUGCUCAAGAAAAUGUGGUCGGUGUCUGUUUCAUAGCACAGGACAUAACCGGACAAAAGACAGUUAUGGACAAGUUCACACGAAUGGAAGGAGAUUACAAGUCCAUUAUCCAAAACCCUAACCCUUUGAUUCCGCCUAUAUUUGGAACAGAUGAAUUCGGUUGGUGUUCCGAGUGGAAUUCAGCAAUGACUAAUUUAUCUGGAUGGCGUCGUGAUGAGGUCAUCGACAAGAUGGUAUUGGGUGAGAUUUUCGGGACCCAGAAAGCCUUUUGUCUUCUCAAAAAUCAAGAGACUUUUGUGAGACUGGGUGUUGUUCUGAACAAUGCUAUGGCAGGUCACGAGUCCGAGAAGACCGUGCUUGGUUUCUUUAAGAAAAAUGGGAAUUAUGUGGAGUGCUUGCUUUCCGUGAGCAAAAGAUUAGACGGAGAGGAUUCAGUCAAGGGGCUGUUUUGUUUUCUUCAGUUAGUGAGCCAUGAACUGCAACAAGCCCUUCAUCUUCAAAAAUUGUCCGAACAAGCUGCAGCGAAGAGGUUAAAAGUUUUAGCCUACUUAAGAAAGCAGGUCAAAAACCCUCUUUCUGGAAUUAUGUUCUCCCAAAAUAUGCUGGAGGGAACCACUGAUUUGGGAAAAGACCAGAGGAACAUAUUGCAUAGCAGUGGUCAGUGUCUGCAACAGCUCAGUAGAGUUCUUGAUGACAUGGAUCUUGAUUGCAUCAUCGAGGGAAUAAGCUGGAUAAGGUUACGAAACGAAGCAUUAAUGCUUAACUACACUGCGAAUAUUCCACCUCUUUCUUUUCAAGUUCCUAUGCUGGUAUCUGGAUCUAGAGAUGGUUGAAUUUAAGCUAGAUGAGGUUUUACUUGCUUCAAUUAGUCAAGUGAUGACAAAGGUCAAUGGAAAGAGUCUAAGGAUUAUUAGUAACGUAGCUGAAACUAAUCUUGGUCAAACAUUAUAUGGAGAUAGUCUGAGGCUUCAACAAGUCCUUGCUGAAUUUUUGUCAGUAGCUGCGAAUUUCACCCCAACUGGAGGCCAUCUUGCACUCACAUCUAGUUUAACAAAAGAUCGUUUGGGAGAAUCAGUCCAGCUUGCUCAUUUGGAAUCCAGAAUAACACACACAGGAGGUGGGGUGCCCGAAGAGCUGCUUACCCAAAUGUUUGGUAGUGAGGUGGAUGCAUUGGAGGAGGGAAUAAGCCUUCUUGUAAGUAGAAAGCUGGUAAAACUUAUGAAUGGGGAUGUUCAGUACCUCAGGGAGGCAGGGCGUUCCACUUUUAUCAUAUCCGUCCAACUCGCAGUUGCUAUUGAACCCCAACCAUGACAAACAAACAAGCAGAUUGGUGUUUGGAAACGGAACAGGCUUCUGCUUCACUUCUGUAUAUUCGUCUGUUUAUUUACUUCUUUCUUCUACUGUGUCGCCAAUGGGUUUUUAAUGAACCAUUAGCAACUUUUGUAAUGUACUCGUAUUCGGUAAAACUAAUACUCCCUCCGUCCCUAAAUAAACUUUCAUUUCGCUUUUCGAGAGUCAACGCAAAUCACAUUUAAACUCCUACUUUAUAUAUCAAAACUUUAAAAAAAUUGAAUUACUUUUUGCAGGUUUUGUAGCGAGUUCAAUGUAGUUUCUGAAUAUGUAAAUUUUAUUUACUAAAAAUAAUCGGAAUUUUCACAGGAAUCAUUUAACUUUAUCGUUGGUCAAACUUCGUAACCCGCAAUUGAAAGUUUAAUAUGGGACGGAGGCAGUACAAAUUUGGCUAAAAAGCAUCACUGACUCACCGUUGACAGGGACCGGGGCCUUUUUUCUGUCUGGAAUAUAGCUUUUCAAACUUCUAAUCUUUUCCAGUUCCGCUUCUGUUUGUUUUCAUUUGGGAAAACUGUCAAAUAGGUCCUCGAACU